Messenger RNA from Spirometra erinaceieuropaei, 4170 nucleotides. The record is from the annotation of a GenBank genome assembly. NCBI's taxonomy places the organism in Eukaryota, Metazoa, Platyhelminthes, Cestoda, Diphyllobothriidea, Diphyllobothriidae.
AUGACUGUUGGCUCUGCAGGCGACGGGGAUCCCCGGACGCUCAUCACAGAAGGCUUUCAUCAGAAUCAAGGAGAACAUAAGAGUGAAGAGGGUGAGGACGAGUACGCAGCCCUGCCUCAUUCCAUUGGUCAGCGCGAAUCGUCCCGAGACGAUCCCUUUGACCGUGACGCGCGCCAUCACACCGACGUGGAGCUGACGUACCGUGUGCGUGAAUUGUACAGGACACCCGAAUUUCCGCAUGAUUUUCCAAAGCUCAUCUCAAUUUGCCGUGUCCAAGGUUUUUGUCAGGCCUACGAAUUGAAGGUAGGGGUGUGUUUGCAUCUUUCGCACUACCCUUGCAGCUGACGGGCAGCGAAAUUCAUGCCGGUACUUCAGCAGCAGCGUGCGAAGGCACACUGGCUUCCGGGAUAGGAGUUCAUGUACGAAAUGGCCGUUGAGAAGGUUGAGGAGGGUGAUAGCGAAGACCUUUCUGAGGUUGUUGAGUGGCGAGCCUUUUCACUGAUUAUCCCAGAGCUGCCAGAUGGACGACUGUCGCUCCUUCGAAGUCCUGUGGGACAUGUCACCAGGGUCACGUCUGGAAUGACGUCGUAAGUUGAUCCAUCAGCCGGGGCCGCCGUGCUUGUAAAAUUCAGCCUAAAAUCUCAUCAGAUUCCGGUGCUUUCUCGUUGGAGAUUCGGUGCACAACUCUUACUGUUUCAGGGAUUGCAGGCGGGAGGUCCAGGUCGUCGGUCAAUGACGACGUCGGAAAUCGUGGAUGGGAGGUUGAAGAAACUUCUGAAGUGCCCUAUUCGGCGCUCCACAUCAUGGUAUAUCUUUGCAAGGGGGCUGUACUAUCAGAACGGGGAAGCAGGCCUCUGCUUUGGUUUUGGGACCGUAGAUCGCCUUGACUGCUGCGUGGGAGCUAUUUAUGUCAUUUCGGUACACAUACCACUGGGUUACCUUUGUGGUGGUUAUGCGGUGAGAAUGUGUGAGUGGUCUAAGCGUCACCAUAAUCAGGGCAAAUCCUAGUGUUGUAGAGGGAAGGAAAAAGUCACCAGAAUGAGGAGUUUGUUGUGCACAGAACCCGGAGUUGUCCUCUCAGGUGACAGUGGCCACUGGCGAAGCCAGCGCUGGUGUUGACUGCGUCCAGUCAUGCCUGAGAGUUCCUAAGAUAGUGGUGUCAACCGCUUUUGUAGGCUCGUGGGCCAAGCUCAAGUGGUGUCCAGUCAGCGUGUGUUUCACUUGCCGAGGGGUAAUGUCCCAGUGGCUUGUUUUGCUGGUUGCAGGGGGUGGCGCAUGGGCAGCUGCGGCUGUGCGGACUCAGGUAUGCCCGAGCUGUCGGCCGUGUGACUUCAGGUCAGCGCGUCUGGAACGGCGUGAAUGACCUUGAGGCAGAGAGGUCCUGAACAAUUGUAGCGGCCGAGGACGUCAAGGGUAGCACACACCAGAGUAAGAGAACGCUGAGAGUAGAUCCUGGCCGGGUUAGACCCUGAACGGAACUGUUAACACUUCUUGAUACUCAUCCAUACACCGGGGAAGAAGACAGAUCGAGUAAUGGAAAUAGUGUAAUGCAUAACGAGACAACCAAGGAAAAUGUGUAUAAUAACUGUUAACAAUACAGGGGGAUGAGUUACAGCUGAAGAAUGACCUGUCUGAGUGAAGAGGCGAUAGCGACAUGCCAGCUAAAUAACCGGUGGGGAGCGCAGCGCUGUGGGCAACUGCAGGGGAGGGCCGAGGGAGGUGCCGAUGUUGUGAGACGGAGAGCCAGGCGAGCGUUACGGUACGGUACGGUAAGGGGGCAGGGAUCGGCGGAUGAGAGAGGAAGGGACACCGGCCAUCUUCGCUGACACGCGGUUACGUCAUCUCCACCCUAGGUCCUCGCGCCAAAAGUGUCACGGCAUUCAAACAAUACUGUUCAAGUCCAGGGGCGUUACACAAUGACGCCAGACCGGUCAUGAUGUCUGCCGGCAACACCUUCUCAUUCAGGCGUCCUGCAUCUCCAGCAGUCGUCGUUGUUCAGGGCGGCGAUAUCAGAAGAAGGCCGCUUUGGUGUCGUCGGUCUAAUGGUUCCCAUUGGCUUGAUGCAGCCCGUGAUCUUCGGCGAGCAGGCUGCUGGUGUCUGCAUCGUUUUCGUUAAACAGUGGAACACCAUCUCAAAAAGAUUCGUGGGUCAACGGCGGCUGGGCCGGACGGUGUCUCUCCUUUUCUCCUUAAGUCUUGCUGUUUGCAGAUAGCUCCCGUCUUGACCCACCUUAUUAAUCUAUCCUUCAUAGAGUCCAAGAUUCCUGACGCCUGGCGUACAGUAAGAAUUACUCCAAUCCUUAAAAAAUCUUUAACUUUUGCUCCUAAAUCUUUCCGUCCUAUUGCCUGCUCUUCUGCACUCCUGAAACUUACUGAACGAGUUGCAUUAGAUUCCCUUAAGUCCUCCUCCGUCAAUUUUUCUGAUCCUCUACAAUUUGCAUAAAAGACAAAGCGUAGCACCUUGGAUGCUGUUGCUUUAGUUGUUCAUUCAGCUUUGAGAGACUUAGACAAGGGAUGCCGUGCAUAUGCAUGUGCUUUUCUUGACUACUCAUCCGCCUUCAACACUAUUCCGCGCCAACUCCUCCUGACCAAAACAGCUGCGUGCGACACUCCGAGCUGAGUUGGCUCUUGGCUUAGAGAUUAUUUUUCCUCCCACACUCAGUUUGUCCAGUCGGGAAAGAGAAAAUAUUCUAUUCUUCCAAAUAAUUGUGGAGUUCUACAAGGUUCCAUCUUAUCCCCUCAUCUUUUCUCCCUACAUACUGAUGAUUUGAGAUCGCCAAACGACUGCCUGUAUGUUAAGUAUGCCGAUGACAUGGUCGUAGGCCACCCACUCAAAAACCUGACUCACCUACAGUCUUUAAAGGAUGGCUUAGAUCACGUCUCCGCAUGGUCUUCGAAUAAUGGACUCCUACUCAACAAUCAGAAAUCAGUACAGUGUGUGUUUCGAUUGCGACCCUCUCCCAUUCCUGAACCUUUGGAUAUUCUUCCCAAUAAGGUAUCUUCUUUCCGGUACCUAGGUGUUACUUUAUCCUCAAAUCUCUCUUUCUCUCUUCAUAUGGAAGCCCUUUUAACAAAAAUUCAAAAACUUGUUUAUUACAUUCAUCGUCUACGUUCAUAUCACACACCCCAGUCCUUAAUCUGGCGAUUCAUAGAUGGCUGUAUUCUUCCACUCAUUCUUUAUUGUUCUCCAGUUAUUUUUCCAGCUUUACUUAAAAAAGAUCUAAUUAUUUUUAAACGUGUCAUUCGAAUGCUCGCCUCUGCUGCUGGUGUUUCCUAUCAUACUUUAGUUGAUAUCAUCGUGCAGCGACACUUCAACUCGGUGGAGCAAUUCGCUGACCGAAUUCUGAAUGACACCGUCCAUCCCCUUCAUAAUGAGUUAAUGGCUGCGAAAUCCUUACGCCCCAUGCGUCGAUGCUUCCGCCACAUCCCUUGCCGCACUUUGGCCUAUCGGAAUUCCAUACUGCCAUUUCUAGCCCGGUAUCUCACCUGCAAAGAUGCUGAAAAACAAAAACUAAAACUCGAUCUUGCACCUCAAAGUCCUUUUUUCUUCAUAUAUAAUCAUUUCCACCUGUCCAAAACCUGUUAAUCUCUAUGGUAAUCACUGUGUACUGGAGAACCGUUUUUGCUGAAAGUUUUGAAAGUUAUUUUCAAAAUAAAGCAGUCCUCUCUCUCUCUAGUGUUCAGGACGAGUGCCACCAAAGACGUCCAAGACAGCACAUUGUAUAGUACUCCUCAUUUGACACUGCCGAGUUUCCACGAUAACGCUGUCGUCCGUGGCCGGCAGUUCUCCCCCGUGCUGGGCUGGUGAGUAGACAAAUUCGACGGACAAGUACUUAACCUACCUGGCGGUUGCUUAUCUUUUGUCCUCCUGCGGGGUUACAGUCGGAGGCUCAUCUUGGAGAUGACGAGGUGGUGAUUCGUUCAGUCGUCGGCGUCGCAGAUCGUCACGGUUACCAGCACGUCCUGUCGAUCUUGCCUCCGGACAAUAUCGUAGUCCAGCAGCUGUCAGCGUCGCGAUCGCGGGUGCAUCCAGCUCUUGCAUCUUGCGCGGGUUCGAAGCAGGAGAAGGCCGUUGUCUUUGCUGCCGGCAAUCGCAUGGGUAUCCAGCACUCCUCUCCAGGCGCCGUAGUCUGCUCUGACGCAGGCAAUGAAGUCACAACGAAGUACUAA